CUCUGCGCAAUCCGGCUCUCCCUCGGAACCAGUGCGGGAGGGUAUGGUCUGAUGGUGCUAGCUUGUGGUCCAGUCCCAGCCCGCACAGGUGGCUCGCCCCUCCCCUGGGCAGGUACGCACUGCUGGGGCGCUGGCUCGUGUGGGCGGCUCUGCGCCCUCCUCCCGGGCUUAUAUGUGGCCUCACUUGGACACCCGGGCAUGGAGCACGCCGCUCGACCUCAACGAUGGGCUGGGACGAGCUGCGCCUGCUGGACGCUCUCGCUUACCUAGAGGGUUUCAUGGCCUUGGUGACCUUCGUGGCUCUCAGUUCGGUGGGCUCUGCCUACGGCCGCUACUCGUCGCAGUUUCCCGGCCUCCAAGUGCCGGCGCGACCCGCCUGGUUCCUGCAGGAGCUGCCCUCGAUGGCUUGGCCGCUCUAUGAGUGCGCCCGCCCUGCAGCCGCGCGCCUGGGCAUCCUCCCCAACCGGGUCCUGCUGGCCAUGUUUCUGAUCCACUACGUGCAAAGGACGCUGGUGUUCCCGGCCCUGAUCCGAGGAGGGAAAGCCACACCGUUCUUUUCCUUUGCCGCCGCAGUCCUCUUCUGCACCGUGAACGGGUACAUGCAGAGUAGGUACUUGAGCCAGUUUGCCGUGUAUGCUGAAGACUGGGUGGCCCGCCCCUGCUUCCUGACUGGUUUUGCCUUGUGGUUAAUUGGCAUGGUGAUAAAUGUCCAUUCAGACCACAUCCUGAGGAAUCUGAGAAAACCAGGGGAAACUGGAUACAAAAUACCCAGGGGAGGCCUGUUUGAGUACGUAUCUGCAGCCAACUACUUGGGGGAGAUCAUGGAGUGGUGUGGCUUUGCGCUGGCCAGCUGGUCCCUCCAGGCCACAGUGUUCGCUGUGUUCACAUUCAGCACGUUGUUCACCAGGGCGAGGCAGCAUCACCAGUGGUACCAUGAGAAGUUUGAAGAUUACCCCAAAUCAAGGAAAAUACUAAUUCCCUUUGUGCUUUAGUGCUGCCAGUGGCACUGACUUUGAAGAGCUCCUUCCUGGGGACAUCUCUCGGGCACUUAGACAAGAAUGUUUCCCCUAAUUCUCCUGCAGCUCCUUUGUUUUCAAGAAGGGCUGGAGGGGUUUGUAUCCCCUGGUAAGGGAGUAAGCCAAUCAUGAACUCAUCCGCCGUGUGCUGUCAGGUGCUCUGCUGUCUCACAGGUCAGGAAUGGGGAGCACUGGGUCAUUGCAGCUCAGCUGUCUUUGGCUUCAAACAUGCCUCUUUGGGGUUCUGGUUUUGUUUGUUUGUGUGUUUAGAUUAUUUUUGUUUUGGGUUUUGUUUUGUUCUGUUGCUUUUUUCCAGACAGGGUUUCACUGUGUAGCCCUGGCUGUUCUGGAACUCGCUCUGUAAACAA
This is a messenger RNA of Peromyscus maniculatus bairdii (prairie deer mouse), 1384 nucleotides long. RefSeq names its product steroid 5 alpha-reductase 1 (gene Srd5a1). Gene Ontology annotation, biological process: steroid biosynthetic process. The record is from RefSeq and is a predicted model, not a curated record. Gene Ontology annotation, molecular function: 3-oxo-5-alpha-steroid 4-dehydrogenase activity. Gene Ontology annotation, cellular component: membrane. Lineage: Eukaryota; Metazoa; Chordata; Mammalia; Rodentia; Cricetidae.